AUGUGGACUGAAUGGUUGAAUUUGUUUAUGUCUGUGAUUGAUAAACAUGCCCCACUUAAAAAGAAACGUAUAGGGAAACGAAAGUCUCCCUGGAUUACUUCACAUGUAGUUCAGAAAAUUCGCGAAAGAGAUUAUCUAAAAAGGCAAUUCGAUAUUACACGUGACGAUGAAAUUUGGUUACAAUAUAAGAAAGCUCGAAAUGAAACUAACAACACUAUUAGGCAGGCUAAACAUAACUACUUUAUCACUAAUAUUGAGGCUGCACGAAAAGAUCCAAGGAAAACUUGGAGACUAGUCAACGAUCUGAACUCUCGUAAAGUGAGUGAUGUAACCAGUGUCAAGAAAGUCAAUCUUGACGGUAAUGAAAUCACUAAUGCGGCUGAAAUUUCGGAUGCCUUUAAUUCAUAUUUCACCUCGAUAGGAGAGAAACUUGCGAACAAAAUACCUAGCUCGAAUGUUAAUCCCGUUUCUUAUAUUCAAUCCACACAUAGUGUUUUUUCUUUCGAGGAAAUUGGUUUGUCCACUGUAAAUUGUUUGCUAAAAACGAUUAAUGCUAACAAAGCGACCGGCCCUGAUAAAAUCCCAGGUAGAUUAUUGAAAAUAGCCGCUGAUAUUCUUUCCCCCUCGUUAACCAGAAUUUUUAAUAGAUCGCUUUCUAUGGGGAUUUAUCCGACUGAUUGGAAAAUGGCAAAAGUCUUACCGUUAUUCAAAAAUGGCGACAAAUGUGAUCUAAGUAAUUAUCGUCCAAUUUCAAUUAUAUCGGCGGUUGCCAAAGUUUUUGGUAGAACCGUUUAUGACCAAUUUUACUCCUAUCUGACAAGUAACAACUUACUGUCGAACUAUCAGUCAGGGUUUCGAGCAUCAUAUAGUACCGUUACAGCUUUAUUAGAGUCGAGUAAUAACUGGUGCGUAAAUAUUGAUAAGGGUUUGCUUAACGGAGUGAUCUUCAUUGACCUAAAGAAAGCUUUCGAUACAAUUGAUCACGAAAUUCUUAUACGUAAACUCAAGUGUUAUGGUGUGGAUGACAAUGCGCUAUCGUGGUUUAAUUCCUAUUUAAACAAUCGAAAACAGAAAUGCUACGUAAAUGGCAAACUCUCUGGUAGUCGUUCUAUCUCCCAUGGAGUUCCGCAAGGCUCUAUUAUAGGCCCACUUCUGUUUUUGAUCUAUAUCAAUGACUUGCCUAACUGCUUGAACGAGGGUUUACCUAGAAUGUAUGCUGAUGAUACGAACAUCAGCAUGCAAAGUAAUAAUCUUUCUGAGCUAGAAAAUCUUAUGAAUGCUGAAAUAGCCAAUUUAAACACAUGGCUAGAGGCAAAUAAGUUAAGUUUAAAUAUUGCCAAGACUGAAUUUAUGAUUAUUGGAUCUCGUCAAAGACUUUCAACCUUUGAUAAUCAGAAUGUGGAAGUAUGUGUUAACAAUAAACAGAUUAAUAGAGUGCUGAAGUCUAAGUCAUUAGGUUUAACAAUUGAUGAGAACUUGACUUGGAAAUAUCAUGUUGAUAAUAUCACCAAAAAAGUCUCUUCGGGUAUCGGUGCUCUCAAACGAAUGAGAGAUUUUAUUACCACAGAAACUGCAAUUCGAGUUUACCAAAGUUUGGUGGAGCCCUAUUUUUCCUAUUGUGCCCCUGUUUGGGAUGGCCUAGGUAAAAAGCAAAGCGAAAAAUUACAAAAAUUACAGAAUAGGGCCGCCCGUGUUAUUACCCGUUCAUCUUAUGAUAUUUCAUCAAGUUCUCUUCUUGAAGAACUUAAUUGGGAAUCAUUGUCCACUAAGCGAUUAAAGCAAAAGGCAAUCCUCAUGUUUAAUACUAUUAAUAAACAUACACCAUUCUAUUUACAAGAGAUGUUUUCUCCCAGUGAGAGUGUUUAUAACCUGAGAGAUUCUUAUGGUAAACUUUAUGUCCCAAAACCACGCACAGAUUAUUUGAAACGCUCCUUCAGUUACAGUGGAGCCUCUUUAUGGAAUGGCCUGCCAGAAUCUCUUAGAUCAGUAACCUCUCUCGCUGCAUUUAAGACAGGUUUAGAAGCCUUCUUAAUAAAUAAUCGAUCUGACUCCCACACGGCAAUCAGGUAGAACAGUAUCUAUAUUUCUUUUUGCUCCUUUUAAAAUAUUUUAAUAUUUUUGUAAAUAACUAUACUGAUGAUUUUCCGUGUUUAAAUAAAGUUGAUGUAUGUAUGUAUGUAUGUAUGUAUGUGUAUUUGGAUAUUUACAUUCAAAUAUUACAUUCAAUUUCUUAGCACAAUUUCAAAAAACUGCGAAACAACGUUGAGAAAAGUAGCCCACAUGGAACGUCGCGAUGUCUGACAAUAAAUGGGAAGUAUAUAUUUUGGUCAUAUUGGAAGGAGGCCUUUGCAUGGGACCAAAGAUGCAACUCAUGUCAUUUUCAUGAAAAACUGAAAGAAGAUCAUUUCAUGCUCACGCCCAGUUCAAGAAUGCGCAACGGGUUAGUUGAGGACGUUCUGGAUAAGAAAAUGCUACUUCUCAUGAAGGUGUGUAUAUGGUGUACGUGCACGGAUUUAUCAUAUUCCUGCCUGUGUAAAAACUACCGCCCAAUUAGCGCUUCUCACACCGCCAUUUUUUGGGUACUGCCUUGUACGCAAUAGAUAAUGGAUUUUGUCCAACUACAAUUGUAAGUAUAAUCAUUAUAAGUUAAUUCCCAGUUAAAUAUUGGAAACAUUUUUUCACAUCGCUUAGAUUUUUCAGGUUGUCAAAAAAGUACCCCAAAAAUGGCGAAUUUGGCCUUCGUGGGAAGGCUAAUUGGAAUUUAUAUACCAUAAAUCGUGCCACAUAACCUUUCAGUUGGUGCUGAAAUGCAAUUUGAUUAAAAUUGUAUAGGCCUACAGAGAUCAUCUUAUCAGCGAGGGCGAAAAUGCCGACAAAUUAGAAGAAACAAUUACGUUCCUCACACAUACCAGUGUGAUGGUGGAACUAUUUUCCGACAAAUACGCCAUUUUUCAUGUGAAGGACAACAGAAUUCUAAAGCUGCAACGGGCCUUACAAUAUUUCCACAACUGGAAAUUGAAUGCCAUUACAUCUAAAGAGUUUCUUUCUUACAAAUCAUGGUUUGACCUGCAGUCCAUGAUACUUGGUUUUAUUUCUUUGGUGAAAUCGAAGCUAGCUCGUUUCCCAGGAUCAUGCAUCAAGCCGGCGAUAGUAAAUCAAGAUGUUGUUCAAAAUCAUUUUUGUCAGCUGCGAGGAGCUAACGGACAAAAUGACAAUCCAACUUACCAAAUGGUCCAAGGCACCCAAAACUCUGUUAUAUUUGGUCAAACUACAAUCAGUAAAAAAUGCAACACGGGCACUACUAUGAAAAACGUUUCGUUCACUGGUUUGCCUAAAGAAAAACUAUUCAGUCGACGAUGA
Molecule: messenger RNA, 3360 nt
Organism: Paramuricea clavata
Lineage: Eukaryota; Metazoa; Cnidaria; Anthozoa; Malacalcyonacea; Plexauridae
Source: the annotation of a GenBank genome assembly